Molecule: messenger RNA, 1228 nt
Organism: Taeniopygia guttata (zebra finch)
Lineage: Eukaryota; Metazoa; Chordata; Aves; Passeriformes; Estrildidae
Source: RefSeq, a predicted model, not a curated record
AUGGAUUUUGGGAAUGAGGAGAAGGAAGAGGAAGAAAAACCUGAAUUUGCACAGGGUGUCCUGUCGCGUCUGUCGGUGCUGGAGCGCCGGGAUCGGGGCCGGGCGCUGCGGGAGGAGCGUCGGGAGCGGCUCCGGGAGCGCCGGGAGCUGCUCCGGGCCCGGAUCCGGGAGCUGCAACAGCGCCGGGAGAGGCUCCGGGAGAGACUCCGGCACCCGGCCGGAAUUCCGUCGGAUCCGGGGGCGGUGCUGAGCUGGAAACUCCGGGAGCUGCGGCAGCGCCUCCGCCUCUUCUCCCUCACAGGGAUCAGCGGGAAGCUCUGCAGGGGCGGCGCCUCCUUCUCCUUCCACCCGUCCUUCGAGGGCUCCGUCCUGCGCCCCUUCCACCUGGAGCUGCUGGAAAAACGGGAACACCGGCCGGAAAACCGGGAAUCCCGGCCGGAAAACCGGGAAUCCCGGCCGGAAAACCGGGAAUUGCGGCUGGGCCGCCAUUCCAUCCCGGCCUUCAUCCCCCUGGAGCGGCUGAGGCGGGAAUUCCUGCCCGGACGGCUCCGCCUUUUCCUGGGAAUUCUCUUCCGGCACCUCAACGCCGUCGUGGCCAGGAGGGAGCAGCUGCGCCGGGCUCAGGAGGAAUUUCCCGACUGCAUCCAAGGAAUUCCCUGCAGCAACUCCCUCUACAACCUCCUCAGCUUCCGCUACCGAAUUCCCGGGAAAAAACCCGGAAUUCCCGGCGAAAAUUCCGAAAUUCCCGGGGAAAAGAUGGAAAUCCCUGAGGAAAACGAGGAAAUUUCCGUGGAAAAUUCCGAAAUUCCCGGGGAAAAUUCUGAAAUUUCCAGGAAAAUUGGCGAAAUUCCCGGGGGAAAUGCUGGAAUUUCUGUGAAAAGCUCCCAAAUUCCCGAGGAAAAUGAGGAAUUUUCUGGGAAACAUGAGGGAUUUUCCGGGAAAAGCGGAAUUCUCGGGAAAAAUCCUCCGGAAUUUUGGGUGCGGCUGCGCUACGGGGACCCCCUGCGGAGCCUCCCCACGGACGUCGAGAUCAGCGCCCACGCGCCGCCGGAGCACCGGGAGCUGUUCCGGAGCCUCUCCCUGCCGCGCGCCCUCGGGGCCCUCUCGGCCGCACAUUCCCGGAAAAUCCCGGAAUUCCCCGCGGGAAGCGGCUGAGAACGGCGGGAAAACGGAAUUCCCGGAAAAAAACACGGAAUUUGGGGUGAAACUGCGGGAUUUGGGGGGUUUG